Molecule: messenger RNA, 1392 nt
Organism: Durio zibethinus
Lineage: Eukaryota; Viridiplantae; Streptophyta; Magnoliopsida; Malvales; Malvaceae
Molecular function (GO): protein binding
Source: RefSeq, a predicted model, not a curated record
AUGCGCACCAUCUCUUUCUCUACUUCAUUUUUUCUGUUCACCAUCAUUUUUCAUUCAUGUUUGCAUCACGAGGUGGCUAGUUAUGAUCCAUUGAUUGGGACAAACAGGGAAACAUUGGAAAUAAUCAUUGGUGGGGGUGGGGAAGCUGCUGCUCCGCCUGAAUCCGAAUAUCCACCCGAACCUCCAUGUAAGUUCUGGAGUGCAAGCGGUUGCUUUGAAAACGCGCGACUUGCAAAAGCUUACGACGUGAUCCAAAAGUUCAAGGAGAAAAUCAAAGUUGAUGCUAAUAGCAUCCAAUACAUAAAGACAUGGGAAGGCAACGACGUUUGCCACUACAAAGGCUUCAAAUGUGACACUCGUCCUGACGUUAAGGAAAAAGCAGUUGCUGCAGUUGACUUCAAUGGUGCUAAAUUUGCUGGGUGUAAUGGCUCCCUUCCCCUUGAUGGUUUCAUUGAUGAGUUAGACGAUCUAGCCAUAUUCCAUGCCAACUCUAACAACUUCACUGGAACAGUACCAUCUGGAGUAUCAAAAAUUAAAUAUUUGUAUGAGCUUGACCUUAGCAACAACAAGAUGGUUGGUAAUUUCCCCAUGAAAGUUCUUGGUGCCAGUAAUCUAACCUUUCUGGACUUAAGGUACAAUUCGAUUAUAGGGGUCCUUCCACCACAAGUGUUCAACUUAACUCUUGACGUGCUCUUCAUCAACAACAACAACUUCGGACAAGCUAGGCUUCCUGAUAAUCUUGGUGACACGCCAGUCCUAUAUCUCACCUUUGCCAACAACAAGUUCACUGGUCCAAUCCCACCAAGCAUUGGCAGAGCUCCUAACCUGCUGGAAGUGCUUUUCAUCAAUAACAAACUUAAAGGGUGCUUGCCAUAUGAGAUUGGGAACCUGAGUCAAGCCACUGUGUUUGAUGUAAGCUCCAACGAGUUAACAGGCCCUAUACCAUACUCGUUUGGGUGCUUGAAAAAGAUUCAGAUACUCAAUUUGGCCAACAACAAGUUCUAUGGGGAAGUACCGGAGAUAGUCUGCCAGCUCCCUAAGCUCGAAAACUUCUCUUUAUCAAACAACUAUUUCACUUGGGUUGGCCCCGCUUGCAGGAAUUUGAUAUUGAAAAAGAAACUUGAUGUCAGGAAUAACUGCAUUUGGGAUCUGCCGUCCCAAAGGCCAAAAGCUAAGUGUGAUGCAUUUUUCUCAAAAAAUAAGUACUAUUGCGAGAGGAAGGAAUCAUUUAUGUGGGUUCCUUGCAAAAAAGAUGGUUAUUAUUCCAAUUCCGCUGAGAAAUCUAAUCAAGAAUCGACUGCCCCUGGCCCAUCCCCCAGAACUUAUAGCACUCUCAUUCCUCAUCAUCGGUUGUGAUUGCCAUUAUGCUGUAGAUAACCUCAUCAAGAAAAU